Molecule: messenger RNA, 1386 nt
Organism: Fusarium sp. VM40
Lineage: Eukaryota; Fungi; Ascomycota; Sordariomycetes; Hypocreales; Nectriaceae
Source: the annotation of a GenBank genome assembly
AUGGAUCGGACUCCUCCACCAUAUGAGGAGGUUCCUCAAACUCUCGGAGUCAAGCUGGCGCCCAGGGACACCCAUGAAUCACACCAGCAUCUAUUACCGCCUUCGCCAUCACCAAAUUUGAUGCCUUCGAAACUCGAUGGUACAAGCUUUGACGAUUUCCGUCGCAUGUCGUCAAGUCCAUCGCCAUGCCCUUCACCCAUUCCCAUGAGACGAUUCUCACACAACGGAGCCGAUUCACCAACCGAAAAUCCACAAUCGAAAUGGAAGCAACUCUGGAUAAAGAAUAAGCCCGCUGCUUAUGUAGCGCUAUCUCAAUUCUUCGGGGCUUUGAUGAACCUGAGUGCCCGUUUACUCGAACUCGAAGGCGACGGCAUGCAUCCCGUCCAAGCAUUACUGAUACGACACUCUAUAACGGCCUUGUUCUGCUCAACCUACAUGUGGUGGAGUAAAACGCCAGAUUUCCCAUUUGGAAAGAAAGAAAUUCGAUGGCUGCUGUGGUUGAGGGGAGCGAGUGGUUUCUGGGGUAUUUUUGGCGUCUGGUACUCCAUGAUGUAUAUCUCGCUCGCUGAUGCUACCGUCAUCACGUUCUUGGCACCUGGGGUCGCUGGUAUUAUCUGCUGGUUUGCUCUACGAGAGCCAUUCACUCGAAUUGAACAGCUUGCGACGUUGGUUGCUUUUCUUGGUGUUGUGCUGAUUGCUCGACCUGCUUCUCUGUUCUCACACUCCGGCGAUGAUGAUGACCAUUCCUCAACGACUGACCCGCCAGAGUCUGCAGGCAUGCCCGGCGCUGACCAUGAAGCCACGCCUGAGGAACGUCUGAUUGCUGUAGGGGUAGCUUUAUUGGGUGUUUUUGGCGCAGCGGGUGCAUUUACAACUCUUCGAACUAUCGGAAAACGAGCCCAUCCUCUAAUCUCGGUCAACUAUUUCGGCAUCAUUUCCACCUUUAUUGCACUCUCUAUGCUCAUCUUUGCGCCCAUACUCAAUAUCCAACAACCAGCCCUACGAUGGGUUACCCCAACAACAUUCAAGCAAUGGAUACUCCUUCUCCCACUGGGUGUAUUGGGCUUCAUCAUGCAAUUCCUUCUUACAUCAGGUCUUGGAGCCGACAAAUCGAACCGUGCUAACUCCAUGGUCUACACACACAUGCUCUUUGCUGCGGGCUUCGACCGAUGGGUUUUCGGACAUCGAAUGGGACUUAUGAGUGGUGCAGGAUGCACUCUGAUUCUUGGAAGCGCCAUUGGUGUGGUUAUGCUGAAGAAGCCACCACCGUCCAAGGUGCCAUUGGAUGAUGUUGAGAGACAUGGAAAUCUGGAGGGUGAGUUGGAGGGGUCUCCUAUGCUUUUGCCUGACCCGGGGGUGUCAGAAGAAUUGAGGCUUUCGAGGUAG